Messenger RNA from Chanos chanos (milkfish), 939 nucleotides. RefSeq names its product free fatty acid receptor 3-like. Gene Ontology annotation, biological process: G protein-coupled receptor signaling pathway; cellular response to fatty acid. The transcript has a single exon. Gene Ontology annotation, molecular function: G protein-coupled receptor activity. Lineage: Eukaryota; Metazoa; Chordata; Actinopteri; Gonorynchiformes; Chanidae. The record is from RefSeq and is a predicted model, not a curated record. Gene Ontology annotation, cellular component: plasma membrane. The coding region runs from base 1 to 939 and encodes 312 amino acids.
AUGGAAAAGAAUCCAAGGUCAGAUACUCCCACAACACUGAUGUUGAGCGUCUACAUCAUCACCUUUCUGAUUGGUGUUCCAACCAACAUCUUGGCAUUCUACACCUUCAGCCGCAAGGUCUUUCGCAAAUCCACCCCAAUAGACAUCCUGCUGUUGAAUCUCACAGUUUCUGAUCUUCUCUUCCUUGCCUUCCUGCCUGCCAAGAUGAAGGAGGCAGCGGAUGACAUGACUUGGAACAUGCCUUACUUUGUGUGCUCACUCUCCAUCUUCCUGUUCUUCGCUCCAAUAUACACCAGCAUCCUGUUCCUGACAGCCAUUAGCGUAGAACGCUACGUGUGUGUGGCCUACCCCACAAAAUACAAAGCGAAAAGGAGAAUCUCCUACACAGUUGUGAUAAGCGUGUCAUUCUGGGUAGUUUCUGUUGCUCAAGGAACUGUUGUUUAUUGUGCCGCUUUCUAUGGCGCUAAUCACAUGAAUCGAGGCAACACAAGUCAGCUUCCCCUCGUGGCCGGAGGUCAGACAUGCUAUGGUAACUUCACCGACGAACAGCUCAGAAUUCUGCUUCCUGUGCGUCUGAACUCCCUUGUGACCUUCUUCUCCAUCCCCCUUCUGAUCUGCUGCUUCUGCUACAUCAACUUCAUCUGGACCCUGUCCAGGUUACCCCACGUCGGCCAGCGUCGGAAGCUGAGGGCUAUCGGACUGGCACUGGGUUCGCUGCUCGUCUUCGCCCUCUGCUUCGCGCCUUUCAACGUUUCCCAUGUCAUGGGCUUCAUUAAAGGGGAAAGCCCCAAGUGGCGCAUUGAAGCAACCAUGUUAAGCACACUCAAUGCCUGCCUGGAUCCAAUCAUAUUCUACUGUUCCUCUUGGGAGGUUAGAAAGGCGCUCAGACGCUGGCUCAAAGGACUUAAAGGAAGCCAGGCCUCAUUAUCCUCCAAAUAG